AUGUCUAUUUUAUUUACAACAGAAGAAUUGAAAUAAAUUGAACCUCAUCCCUAUGAAUACGUAUAAACAAAAACAAAAUAUCUAGAACAAAUGAGCUCCUUUAAUUACACUAAAACUACUUAGCUCCCUUUUAUUUCAGUAGCAAAAGCUUAACAUCGACAAUUAUUGGAUAAAGUCAAAUAUUAUUAAUUUGAAGAAAAGAAAUAAUUGCCCACAUAUCAAUUCAAUACAAUUUUUGACGAAAAAUCUCAACCUCCUAUUAAUACUGAAGAUGCCAGAUAGCAAUAUUAUCGAGAAUUUAUACUCUAACCCAAGGAGGAAGAGAUAUCAAAGAAAGAAAAAGAGAAGAAUCGAUAUUUACAUAUAUGUGGAGUCAUAAACGCAUAGAAUCAAAUAGAUAAAAAGGAAUACAAAAAUCAUAUAAAAGAAUUGAAGUAAUUGCAAAGAGAAGUUGAGUAAAUUCAACAAUAAACUAAGAAACCAUAUUAUCCAACAAAGGAGAUGUGUCGUAAUACUAAUCUGAUCAGUAAAUUGGCAACUCCUAUGUUGAAUAUGUACAAUGUGUAUUUUAAAGGAAAUAUUUGA
Paramecium tetraurelia is the source of this 585-nucleotide messenger RNA. RefSeq lists its product as uncharacterized. The record is from RefSeq and is a predicted model, not a curated record. NCBI's taxonomy places the organism in Eukaryota, Ciliophora, Oligohymenophorea, Peniculida, Parameciidae. The transcript has a single exon.